AUGUUUAGUCGGCAUUCCUACAGUUUCUUUGGGUCUGUGAAUCGACUUGAUUCUGAUUCCAGUUGUUCCCAUGGUUGCACCAAGGAACGGAUUUCUUGGAUUUCGGAUGAUGGAGAGAGCAGUGAAGGAAAUGCCAAUAGUUUACCAUGUUCUCCAGCAUCGAUCAACACUACAGGAGCAAAGAUUACUUCUGGAAUACAAUCUCCUCGAACAUUGGAAAAGAGUGGGUAUUUACACAAACAAGGAGGUGUUCAAGGAAAUAAAGGUUGGAGAAAACGAUGGGUUAUAUUCAAUGGAAGAGAUCUUCGUUAUUAUUCAAAUGAAAAGACUCAAGUGUCUAAACGAAUAGUCCCUCUGUCUUCUAUGAGAGAAGUUGACCAAGACAUUAAGGAAACAGAAAAGAAUCAAUUCAAGUUUGUCUUGAAAACAAAAAAUCGCAAUUUUCUUUUUGCCACUGAAACAUUGGAGGAGAACAUUCUUUGGUGCAGCACUCUCAAACAGGCAAUUUUACUCUUCAAACCAACACCAGAAGACACUCUGGAAGGAGGCAUCAUGAAUAAUCCAGACAAAUCAGGACAUGUGAAAUUUGAAGGUUUUGGCAGGUUUUAUGUGGUUGUUAAGAAUAGCAUCUUGUGUUAUUACAGGCGCUUUGAGGAUUUUCAAAUUGGUUCUCCAAUAAAUGAACUUGAUAUGAAAUUAGCAUCAGUGAAAGAACUCUCAAAGACUAAACUGCAACUCUAUACUAAUUAUUUCCAAGUAUGUUUGAUCUUUGAGAAUGCUUUAGAAACCCAGCAAUGGAAGGAAACACUUAAGAAUGCCACUGAAAUUGGUCUUUGCACACAGCAUGGAUUCUCUGAAAGUCCAGCUGCAAAGGUGUGGGAAAAUCCAAGCAACAAAAACUGUGCUGAUUGUGAUGCUCAAGAUCCAAAUUGGGCUGCUCUUGAUUUCGGAAUAUUAAUUUGCAAGAAAUGUUCAGGUAUUCAUCGGGAAUUUAAUUUAGUCAAAUCUCUCUUACUUGACUAUAAAAUUUGGACACCAUCAUUAAUUGAGAUGAUGCAACAAAUUGGUAAUGAAAAUGCCAACAAUUUCUGGGAAUUUGGGAUGAAUCCUGCUUUGAAGAUUGACAGCAAUGCAACUGAUAUUGAAAGGAAGGAUUUUAUUGAGAAUAAAUACAAGAAAAAGCUCUUCAUAAAUUCCCACCAUCUUCAUAAUCAACCAAACAUGCUCAAUGAGGCACUUCUUGAAGCUGUGAAAACUGAUGACAUAUUAAAAACAAUGAAGAUAUUAUUCUCUGGUGCUGAUCUUAAUUACACUUCACCUGAGAGGCCAACAGAAACAGCUUUCCAGCUUGCCAAAAAAUCAAGUCAGAGGUUACAAAUGGAAUUUCUUCUUCAUAACCAAGCAGACAAGAUGGUACAUUUGCCUGGAGGAGAUAACUGUGAUGAGCUUGUUGCAACAAUGAGAAAUGCUGUUCAUUAUCAAGGCUACUUGCAUAAGACCGGGGUUAAUAUGAAAGCAUCUGAUUUUCUUCGACGAUGGUGUUUGUUAGAACAUUGCUGUCUCAGUUAUUAUGCUGACAAAAAGCACACUGUUGCAAAAGGAAAUAUUGAGAAUACUAUGAUGUUGGUGAUCCAGGCAACAGUUAUGGAUAAGUAUCCUUACUCAUUUGAAUUAAGUACCACACAGCACAAUAACAGAAUUUAUCAAUUUGCAGCAGAAUCAUUACCAGAACAGACUUCAUGGAUGCAAGCUCUUGCCAAGAUAUUCUGUCCUCCACAUAUUAUGAGUGCUGUGACUGAAUUUGAUUUGGCUGGGUAUUUUUAUUUCAAAUGGCAUGGAAUGGAAUGGUCCAGAAUUUGGUUGAGAAUUUAUUGUAAAGAACUCAGAAUUUUUACAAAGGAUAAAGAGGGAGAAAAGUAUGAUCUACGAAAAACAAUCAAUGUCAAUGUGAUUAAUAGUGAGCAAUGUCCACAUACAAUUCAGAGUGGCUAUCCUUUCAUAGCUGGCUUUCCAGAAAGGAGCCUUUACUUUCAGGCUGAUCUUCAACAUGACACAGAAAGAUUGGAAAAGGCUAUACGUGCUGCAACCACUAAAUGCCAGAAUAGACUUGAAGACCAGCAACUUACAUCUGAUGAUGUUCCAGUAAUUGUAGAUAAAUGUAUUAAAUUCAUUAUGACAAAUGGUCUUUCAGAAGAUGGCAUCUACAGACGAAAUGGUAUUCAAUCCCGAGUGACAGCAUUGUUGGAAACCUUUGAAAAAGAUGCUCAGGAUGUCCAUCUGCUUUUGAAGAAUUUUACUCUCCAUGAUGUUACAAGUGCACUGAGAAAGUUUUUCCGGAACUUGGAAGAUCCUCUUCUUACUAGGAAAUCCUAUGAAGACUGGCUUAAUGCUGCUUCAAAAGAAGAUACUCAGAUAAAACUCAAGUUAUACAAAUAUUUGGUAGACAGCCUGCCUAGUAUCAACCGAAACACAUUGAAGAAAAUGGUUAUUCAUCUCUGGAGUAUCUCUCAGCAUCAACAUGAAAACAAGAUGGGAAUUGAUCAGCUGGCUAUUGUAUUUGGGCCAACACUUAUGUCUGCUGAAUCAACGCAGAAUGGUCAAUAUGUAUAUUACAAAACAAAUGCUGAAAUUUCUGUAAUACGGGAAAUCAUUUUUUACCAUGAAUAUUUAUUUGAAGUAAAGCCUGAAAAGGAAAUUGAAGACAAAAUUCAGAAGGCAUUACGAGAUCUUGAAAUCAGGAAAUCAAUGCAUCAAACAAAUGAAGAUCUCAGUUCACUGAAUCUCCAUAUACAUGUCGGUGUCUACAAUUCCGAACCAAUUAUGAUUAAUGGAUCAUUUCAAAUGUCUGCAGAAGAUUUGUUGAAAAGUGUUAAACAAAAAAUAUUCCUUAAAGAUGUUAACUGGUUACUUUUUGAAGUUGUAUGUAAAGGAAUGUUAGAGCGUCCAGUGCAUAAUUUUGAGGUGAUAGGAGAUGUGAUUGGCCAGUGGCAAAAUUGGGAUGAUGCAGAUGCUCGUACAGCGGUACUGUUGGUCAGACAGGAACAUCUCUGUACUCAGCUGAGAGACCAUUAUGAUCCUGCUCGAUCACUGAUGGCAGAAUUAGAAUUCAGUGAUAAAAAAGGAAUCAAAAAAUAUUUAUUUGAAUUUUCUCAAGCAAGACUCUCUUAUUAUAAAGAUACAAAGGGAACAAAUUUAGUGUCAUCAUGGAGAGUGGAGGACUUGAUUAUUUAUAAGGGAGUAGAGGCUGGUCGGAAUUCCAAAGAUCGGACAGGUUUCACUUUUGUUGUGAAGAAUGUAAAAACAAAAAGAACUAAAGAUGCUCCUUAUUUUGGGCAUGCUUUGUAUUUCCCAACUGAAGGCAUGAUGCUUUGUUGGUAUGCUGGUAUGAUGUUUACUAAGUUCCCUUCUAUAUUUUGA
Acanthosepion pharaonis is the source of this 3417-nucleotide messenger RNA. The record is from the annotation of a GenBank genome assembly. NCBI's taxonomy places the organism in Eukaryota, Metazoa, Mollusca, Cephalopoda, Sepiida, Sepiidae.